Prunus dulcis (almond) is the source of this 1371-nucleotide messenger RNA. RefSeq names its product protein tas-like. Lineage: Eukaryota; Viridiplantae; Streptophyta; Magnoliopsida; Rosales; Rosaceae. The record is from RefSeq and is a predicted model, not a curated record. Gene Ontology annotation, molecular function: oxidoreductase activity. The transcript is spliced from 7 exons. The annotation marks the transcript as partial.
UGGAAUUCGACAAGACCUGAGCAGCGGAGCAAGAAAGCCUUAUCGGUCACCAUGGCCUCUUGCCCCACCGCCUUUUUCUGCAACCACGCAGCAACAGCAGCACCGUGGUCAUCUUCCAGAACCGGAACCAGAAGAAGCUUCUGUAGGCGGAGCUCUGUGAAAGCAGCCAUCAAUGCCAAGCUCGACCAGAAGACGUCGUUGCAGUACAAGAAGCUCGGAGACUCAGACCUUGUAAUUAGCGAAAUCACUCUGGGAACCAUGACAUUCGGCGAGCAAAACACAGAGAAAGAAGCUCAUGAGAUUCUCAGCUACGCAUUCGAAAAUGGGAUUAACGCUUUGGACACUGCAGAAACCCACCCAUUUCCAAUGAAGAAGGAAACACAGGGAAGCACUGAUCGUUUUAUCAGCAGCUGGCUCAAGUCUCAACCCCGUGAUAAGGUUAUUUUGGCAACAAAAAUAGCUGGGUAUUCGGAGAUGGCAAGUUAUCUGCGUGACAAUGCCACGGUCUUGCGGGUGGAUGCUGCAAACAUUAAGGAAAGUGUAGAGAAAAGCCUUAAGCGCCUUGGCACAGAUUACAUUGAUUUGAUACAAAUUCAUUGGCCAGAUCGCUAUGCGCCAAUAUUUGGUGCGUAUUCUUAUGAUUUUUCCAAAUGGAGACCAAGUGUGCCAUUCGGGGAGCAGCUGAAGGCUUUUCAAGAACUCAUUGAUGAAGGAAAGGUACGCUACAUUGGUGUUUCCAUUGAAACUUCAUACGGAGUGAUGGAAUUUGUACAUGCAGCUAAAGUUGAAGGACUACCAAAGAUCGUCAGUAUCCAAAACAGUUACAGUCUGCUAGUUAGAACUCGUUUUGAAAUUGAUCUUGUUGAAGUUUGCCACCCGAAAAAUUACAACAUUGGCUUACUGGCUUAUUCUCCACUGGGUGGUGGAUCUCUUACUGGAAAGUACAUAGAUAUCAAUUCCGAAGCUGCUAAAAAAGGGAGGCUGAACCUUUUCCCUGGCUACAUGGAAAGAUAUAACAAAUCUAUUGCCAGGGAAGCAACAAUAAAGUAUAUCGAGACAGCCAAGAAGCACGGGCUAACUCCGGUUCAGCUUGCACUUGGGUUUGCACGGGACCGUUCAUUUGUGACAAGUACAAUCGUUGGUGCAACUUCUGUGAACCAACUGAAGGAAGACAUUGAUGCUUUUCUGUUGACAGAGAGGCCUUUGCCACCGGAAGUGGUGGCUGACAUUGAAGAUAUUUUCAAGAGAUACAAAGACCCUCCCAUGUUUUGAAAAAAAGUAGCCUAGGAAGUGUAAUUAUUGUUUUCACUUCACAUGUCUGGUUUAGAUGACAAUCGAAGGUCAAUGAUAUCCCUUGUUUGACCUUGGGAA